AUGAAGCUUCUCUCAGACACCCAGAUCAAAAGGCACCUCCUUAGCAUUACAAAAGACCAGCUUGAGCAAACGUACCUCCCAAGGUUUGAACAAGCGCUCCAGGACUAUGAAGCAAACCCAAAUGUCGUUCCUGAGAGAACUGUACUCACACUGAACUACCCUGGCUGCGAUACUACCCAUUUGUUCAUGCCCUGUGCUGCCCCACAUAGUGUGGGCACAAAAGUGAUCAGCGGGGGCAGCUACAACUCACAGAAUGGCUUGGGCUUUCAGGGAUUCACCGCUGUUUUGGACCCUCGAAGCGGCCAAUUGCUCGGGGCUGUGAAUGCAAAGACACUAACUGCGUUUAGAACAGCAUUAGCGAGCUUUUCUGCUAUUUGGAAGCUCCUCAAGGAUUCAGACACUGCAAUUGAGCAGGUUACAGUGAUUGGCACAGGCCCGCAGGCGUUCUGGCACGUUUUUCUUGUUUUGCGGGCGUUCAAGGUGAAAAAGGUGGUGGUUUUGAGUCGGUCAGAGGAGAGCGCCCAAAAGCUCUGCAAGGAAAUAGGUGAGGUUGAUUCUGUCGAGACAGAAGGUUUUGCUAACUCCAGUUGUGUUGCGGGAGAGAAGAUCAGAAAGUCAGCCAUCGUGUUCGGGUGCUCCCCUUCUACAGAGCCGACUAUAAAAAAAGAAUUCGUCAAUAUAGAUCCUGCUUUUUUCCAAGUGUUUGCUUUAAUUGGCUCGUAUAAGCCCCAUAUGGUGGAGCUUGAUCCUCAGUUUGUGAAGGACAAUUUCUUUGGAGAAUACAAGGUGAUAGUGGACUCUAAAGAACAUACUUUGGCAGAGGCAGGAGAGCUCGUACAAAGCGAACGCACAGAGAAGAAUCUCGUUUCGUUGACUGACCUUUUGGGUGACAAGGCCCAAGGCAGAGUCAAAUUGCCAUCUGGGGUGUCGGUGGUAAAAAUUGUGGGUCUUCUGAUAAUGGAUAUCUACAUGGCGCAGUUAAUGUUGGAAAGCGUCGAGGCUCCCCAGGUGGAUUUCGAUUAA
Candidozyma auris is the source of this 1023-nucleotide messenger RNA. RefSeq lists its product as uncharacterized. The record is from RefSeq and is a predicted model, not a curated record. The transcript has a single exon. Gene Ontology annotation, cellular component: cytoplasm. Lineage: Eukaryota; Fungi; Ascomycota; Pichiomycetes; Serinales; Metschnikowiaceae. The coding region runs from base 1 to 1023 and encodes 340 amino acids.